Messenger RNA from Meleagris gallopavo (turkey), 779 nucleotides. The record is from RefSeq and is a predicted model, not a curated record. Lineage: Eukaryota; Metazoa; Chordata; Aves; Galliformes; Phasianidae.
UUAUUAUCACUAUUUUCUUCUUAUUUUCCCCCCUUUCCUGUUGCCUUUUCUUCUUCCAAAGUUGUAAGACUUUAUUCUCGCUGCAGAGCGAACCGGAAUGCCACCAGAAGUAUAAACCAAAGUUGUCCCUAGCAAAACGAACAGGGGUACAGCGGGGCAGGGGCUGCAUUCCGGCACCAUUCUGGCAGCUUUGGCAGCCCCUGGUCCGAGGGAUGGUGCUCCUCUCUGGCUGCCGUUCGCGGUCUGAGGUCUGGAAGAGGCCCCGUCCCGUUCGCCCUACUCGGCCCUUUCUCUUUUGCUUUCCCAACACGGCUUUGUCCUCCGCAGUCAAAACCAGGACGAAGGACAAAUACCGCGUGGUGUACACGGACCACCAGCGGCUGGAGCUGGAGAAGGAGUUCCACUACAGCCGCUACAUCACCAUCCGGAGGAAAGCUGAGCUGGCCUCCAGCCUGGGGCUGUCGGAGAGGCAGGUGAAAAUCUGGUUCCAGAACCGUCGGGCGAAGGAGAGGAAGAUCAACAAGAAGAAGCUGCAGCAAGCGCAGCCCGGCGCCGCGGAGCCGCUCAGCCCCGCCGCCCCUGGUCGCAACCGCGGCCAUGAGAUCGCGUGGGCAAUGGGAUUUGCUGCGCUGGCACUGAACGAAGCGCAAGCGAACGUGUCCCAAUGGAAAUGGGCCGGGAGCGAGGUUCCGUCCUUCCCCGAGAGCCCCGAUCCCCGCGGGCAGGGACAGGGAACGUCGGGGGACACUUCGGGAGGCGUCGCGGAGUUAUUCCCGUAG